CAUUUUCUGUGGCUUCCGACAGUCCGACUGGUGUUUACGUGCAUCGUGUAUACUGUAUUGUGAUUGUGCAGUUUAGUAAUUUCGCGUUCUACGUUUCUUGUUUGAAAAUCCGUCUGUUGUGCUGUGUGCUGUGUGAUUUUUCAGCGUUAUUGUGAUUUAUUUAGAUUUUUAUAGCAAAAAUGGCUGCUGUCACUCCAGCAUUGAAAGAUUUACCCAAAGUUUCAGACGACUUGAAAACACAAUUGGAAGCUUUCAGUCAGGAUAAAAUGAAGCAUGCAUCUACCCAAGAGAAAAUCGUGUUACCAUCUGCCGAAGAUGUUAAACAAGAAAAACAACACAAUGCUCUAAUCCAAGACGUGGAAAAUUUCUCUGCUCAUUCAUUACACCGUACGGAUACUCAAGAAAAGGUUAUUUUACCCAAUGCCGAAGAUGUAGCUGCAGAAAAAACUCAAAAAGCUUUAUUAGAAGGAGUCGAAGCUUUCGAUCAAGGGAAAUUAAAACAUACCACUACUCAAGAGAAAAAUCCAUUGCCAGAUAAAAGCGCGAUCGAUGCUGAAAAGGGGCAGCAAAAAUUUAUCGCUGGAAUUGAAAAUUUCGAUACCUCCAAAUUAAACCACAUAGUUACAGAAGAGAAAAACCCAUUACCUACUAAAGAAGCUAUUGCUCAAGAAAAAACUGCUUAAACUACAUACAACCGUACCGAGAUGUACUAAAUUAUUCGGCCACGAUACUUUCUUUAGUGCUCUCUUGGUUGUGACUGGAAUAUUUUAUAUUUGUUAUAUUGAUUGUACCUUUUAGUUCUUUUUCUCUUGUAUUAUUUAUACGCGCUGCGAUCAAUUUGAUAACAUUAUCAAUUAUUUAUUCGAUAUAGAAAAUUUUAUACAUAUUUUAUAUUCACAUUUUUUUCGUACUUUUAUAAUAUCGUCCGUUGCUAUAUUUUGAAAAAAGAAGACGAUCAAUUAAUUUUUUUAUUCGUAAUGUAUAUGAAAUUCAAUGCAUUUAAAAGGAAUGGGUACCUCUGGUGAUUAACUUUUUGUAUAAUUUUAUAUUUUUUUAAACGCACAUUAUUAAAUUUUAUGCAUACCUACCUACUUUUUUUAAUUUUCAAAUUUAUACGAUAAAUUUAAUUUAAGCUUAAAUUAAUUUUGUUGAGCUUUAUUUUCAAUUUGUUUUUUUUUUCCUAAAACGAUCGAAUGGAAACUAAUAUAGAGUGAUAUAUAGCUAUAUUUUUGUAUUCUAUCAGAAAUUUUCGAGUCAAAAUUUUAUUGAAUUUUUUUGUAUGUUUUCGUAGUACAAUGCCGCAUUGCGGGCAAUUGAAAUCAAAAUAUAUGCUUUAAUCAUCAAUAAACUAAUUUAAAAGUUA
Molecule: messenger RNA, 1363 nt
Organism: Planococcus citri (citrus mealybug)
Lineage: Eukaryota; Metazoa; Arthropoda; Insecta; Hemiptera; Pseudococcidae
Gene: cib
Product: thymosin beta cib
Exons: 6
Coding region: 180-683 (167 amino acids)
Biological process (GO): actin filament organization
Cellular component (GO): cytosol
Molecular function (GO): actin monomer binding
Source: RefSeq, a predicted model, not a curated record